CUAGAAUCUAGUAUCACAUUCGCGGAAAUAAUUGCACUGUCUUCAAAUCUUGAUGUGAACGGAAGUAUUGCUAAAUGGAAGUGUUCGCUUCCUGUGUGGGGGCAUUAGCUAAAACAAAAUUUCUAAGUGAGUGAGUGGUAUCAUAAUUGCACUUUUCGUCCAACUCUCAGAGGGAAGCUCAAAACAUUAUGAGUAACGUUUUUAGCUGUCUGUGGUCUGGAGUAUAAAGUUGUUUUCUAUUGUCUAUCAAAGGCGCAGUUUCAGAGGAGCGAGCCAGUCUUCGAUUCCUGUAGAGAGGUUUCUACCAAAGAGGCAUGGCUCGACAGUUUUCACCGAGGUUGUCUUGCAAAGAGUCUGAACGACAAACCACGUAUUUACAGCCAGGCUCGGGAACUUCCUUGCCGUAAUAUUCCGGCUGGGAUAUUCGAUGACCAGCCUGCAUUACGUGGGUCAGAGGUCACUCAGGAAGGUCCAUCUCUGUCGGGGUUGGAAAGUCCCACUCAGGCGGAAGCGGCCACGCCACAGAUACCUCACGGGGUCCUGAGAUCUGCUGUAAUUCUCGAAGAUUUCUCGCUACCGCCCCAGGAGAUCGAUGCGCAGCCGCCAUUAUUAUUUUCUUUUGAUGAGUUCUUCACUUUUCUGCUGUCGGACAAGUGGGAAGGACCCACUAGCCUGAGGAUCGUCGAUGGACAGCUCUUAGAAAGACUUCUCACAACUUUCUACACGCUGGAACGGACUGGCCAAGUCAACACUCACUGGACUCACGCCUUCUUGAGGAACCGAAGGCCAAAUCCCGCCUUUCUGGAGAACGGAAAAGCUCAGACGGUUAAGGAAGUGCAACGACAAGAGAACGGAAAACUGUUGGAGCAGCAGCCACAAGAGCGGCAAGCGACGCGAAAGAACGAAGUACAAGAACAACAACAGCAGCAGCUACAAAAGAAUCAGAAAAAACAGUCUAGUUCGCCAGAUGUAAAGGAUACAAGAACGUUGCCGCAAAAGAAAAGCAAUAAAGAAAAGGGACCGGAGUCAGUUCCAGAAUUGGAUGAAAAACAAGGGAAGGCAGAGGGUGGAAUUUUUACUGGAGAAAAUCAGCCUCCUGUAGGCCAGGAAGGGGAGGUAAUUGACGAGAAGGAAGUACCCCCCGAUCUGCCACCACCAAAGGUAAAAUAAUUGUCAAAACGCACUAAGAACGUGACGGUCAGUUUGUUAGUUAGUCUGUCAAUCAACUUCUUGUCUUGCGACGUAGAUCCUAACCAAUAACCCAAAGAAGCUAAGUGUCUAGACUUUUCUUUUUAUAUUAC
Molecule: messenger RNA, 1301 nt
Organism: Aplysia californica (California sea hare)
Lineage: Eukaryota; Metazoa; Mollusca; Gastropoda; Aplysiida; Aplysiidae
Source: RefSeq, a predicted model, not a curated record